Eleginops maclovinus (Patagonian blennie) is the source of this 11340-nucleotide messenger RNA. RefSeq names its product striated muscle enriched protein kinase a (gene spega). The record is from RefSeq and is a predicted model, not a curated record. Gene Ontology annotation, molecular function: ATP binding; protein binding; protein kinase activity. Gene Ontology annotation, biological process: protein phosphorylation. NCBI's taxonomy places the organism in Eukaryota, Metazoa, Chordata, Actinopteri, Perciformes, Eleginopidae.
AGAAAAGUCCCUAAAGAAAUCUAAAAGAAAGCAAGAUGGCAGAUGGUCCAGGAUCCAGUCCCAGCAUCCCAUCCAAGAGGCCCAAAAUCACCAGGGACAAGGUUGUUCCGGACACUGGUGUAUCAGGACCCACAGCACCGUUUUUCACUCGUAAACUCCGUAAAGCAGCCGUAGGAACAAGCUGUGAUAUCCGACUGAGGGUGUCGGUGGGAGGAUUUCCAAAACCUACUCUCACCUGGUACCACAACGAUGAGCCGCUCCCUCCAUCGGAAGCUCAGGAUGCAGGCGGGCUGUGGAUACGGGACUGCCGCAUGAGCGACGCUGGCCUGUAUACCUGCAUGGCAACCAACGAGCUGGGAGAGGCAAGCUGCAGCGCGGUAUUGGCCAUCAUGGACCUCGGUGAAGAGAACUGGGCACUCCACAAGGACAUUUGGCAGAUUUACCCAUGUGAAGUUUUCCGCUCCUGCCGAAAGCAAAGCUAUGACUCUGAGACCACAGAGGAUGAGACCACAGAACCUCAGAUGGAAACAAAAGAAGGGCUCGGGAGGCACCAAGACAAGGCCGGACGGAGAGGACCUUCAGGUGAGGGAGGCGGGAUGCUGGACUACAACCCGGACGCGUCGGAUCGCAGGGCCACACUUCCUGGUGGCUAUGACCCCGUGGUGGAACGAGAGCUCCGAGCUCUAGGAUCCCGCCCUCCAGGGUCUCACUUGGACCCCACAAACCCUGCCAGGACUCAAACUGCUGACGAAUCACAGGGGCUCUCCUCCCGUGUCCCCCUGUCUUCUCCCCAGCCACCUCCCAGUACGCACAAAAACAGCAUCCCAGACGAUCCUUCGCAUCCCCAAUCUUCUAAGACAGACCAGGCAUCCAGUGCUAACAGUGUUGUCAUGACGCCUAAACUGGCUCGUGCGGGGCCCAAGAUAUUCGACAAGGUUUGUGCUUUUGAGGAAAAAAGGGCUAGUGUGGAUCCAUCAGGAGGAUCUAGAUCUGGAAGAGCGGCUUCCUUCGACUCAGACGACAGCGGAAAGAAGACAGGCGGCCCGAGCAAAGACGAGGAGCGGAUCCUGCAGGGCGCAGCACAGAAGAGAUCAGCGUUCAAGCAACGGGCCUCGUCCUUAGAGGACAAGACGAGCUACUCGCAGAGGGUGCAGAGCUACCAGAGCAAGUUUGCAGAGGAGCUCCAGAGGAUCAAGAAACUUGUGGGGAAACCGAGCUUGAAGAAGGCGUACUCCACGGAGCAGCUGUCACAGAAGGAGAGGCUCACCACAGGAAAAGUAGAGCCCAUUCCUCCCCAGGUGGUUAAAAAGUUGGAGGCGAGGGAGCGCGCCCUGGAGGAGAGAAAAGUCGGGGGAAAGGAAGUGGGCAGCAGAUUGCAGAUGUCUCCACAGGCCCAAGGCAAAGGUCUGGGGACUCAGAGUAACAGCCCUGAAGGCAGAAACAUGACACAGCCAGAUUCACAGGGGGAACCGGCGGAUUGCUCAUCACAAGGACGAACAGGGAAAAUCUCUGUUACCAUGGAGACGGCGCCAGUUCACCAGUUACCAGGGCAACCAUUGCCAACAGCCAUAAGGACAAGCCUCACCAGGGAACCCCUGCAAAGCUCUCCAGCAGCUGACACAGACGCACUUGUUGCAAAAUCUCAAAAAUCCUCAUCCCCCAUCAGAGACCUGGGGUCAAAGAGGGACAACCAAGCAGGCCACAGGUCACCAAGAACAUCUCCACUAACCGUGAGCGAACCGGGGUCCCAGUACCCUCCCAAGCCCCCCCGGCUCGCCCCGUCACCCACUCCUUCCGUCAGCCCUGUGAAGAGGAGGAAGGCCGAGACGUCUCCCGCCUCGAAAGUGAGCAUCCCCACUAUCCUGUUGGAGGAUGAACCCAUGGAGACAGAAUGUGAUGCGGACAGGAGCGACGAGAGGAGCAGCAGGAGCAAAGAGGGGAAAGUCCGCAGGAGCAGGAAAGGUCGUUCCGCUCAGCCCAGGUCUCCGGAGGAAGGGGCCUCAUCUGAUGACUCCUGCCUGUCUGCUGAUGAGGAGCCAGCUGAGGGCCCGAGGUUUGAGAGGCCUCUUGAGGACACCAAGGCAUGCAGUGGCUCAGAGGUCACGCUGACAUGCGUCGUCACUGGCAGCCCGGCCCCUACAGUGACAUGGAGGAAGAACAAUGUGGAGAUGCGCAGCGAUGCCUUAAAGUUGCUGAAAGCUGAGGGCGAGAAGCACAGUCUGGUGAUCAAGCAGAUGAGUCUGAAGAGCGCGGGGUCGUACUGCGUCACGGCCGUCAACGCGGCGGGCAGCGCCACCUGCAGCGCCACGCUCUACAUCCAGUCAGAGCCCACCCACAUGCAAUGUGGGAAACUAUCCGGGGCCUUGAAAGUCAGUAGUAGGAUGCAGUCAGAAGAGGAGUAUCUGAGUCCUCAGGAGGAGGCGAUGGAGCUUGAGGAGGCUCCUGCGCCAAGGAAAAAACGAGUCCACUUCCAGGAAGCUCCUUCAUUUCAGGUGGCACCAUGUGACCAGGAGGUAACUCAAGGUCAAGAUGUCGUCAUCUCUGCUCAGGUCGCAGGGCAGCCCAAACCCAUGGUGAAUUGGUUGAAGGACAGAGUCUCUGUGAAGACAGCGGGGCGCUUCGCCGUGCGAGACACAGAUGACGGCACCACUGAAAUGAGAAUCAGUUCAGCGCAGAGGUCAGACGCAGGGCAUUACGUCUGCAAGAUCACCAACGAGUACGGAGUCAAGCAAGCGCAGUGCAGACUGGAGGUCAAAGCAUCUGCAGUAAGAACAGCGCUGAAAAUCACCAGCGAGGUUAAAGGUGUGGCGGUGAGGGCCGGAGAGUCGGCCGUGUUCGAGUGUCGCAUUUCAGGACCCCCGGACGUGGAUGUGGACUGGCUCUCCAACGGGAAGCUGAUCCAGCCAGCGCUGCUCAACUGCAAAAUGCCCUUUGAUGGCAAGAGGUGCCGCCUGCUGCUAAAUUCAGUACAUGAGGAUGAUAGUGGAACAUACACAUGCAAGCUCAGCACCGCAAAAGAGGAGUUGACCUCAAGUGCCAACCUGAGAGUCACGCCGUCCAUCGAGCCUCUGUUCACCCGUAAGCUGGACAUCCUGGAGGUCAUUGAAGGUCGCACUGCCCGCUUUGACUGCAAGGUGAGCGGCUCCCCUGCGCCUCGCGUCACAUGGAUGCAUUUUGAGACGAGAGUGGAGGAGAGUGAUAAUGUUCGCAUCCUUCAAGAGGGGGGUCGUCACUUGCUUAUCAUCGCCCACGUUAGCAGCGACACAGAAGGCUUCUACACAGCGGUCGCUCAGAACAUUCACGGAAAAUCUGAAUGCACCGCUGAGCUCUACAUGCAAGAACCCCGAGCUGCCAUCUCCUCUCACAUGGCCAAGCUGGAGAAAAUGCCAUCCAUCCCCGAAGAGCCAGAAGUGCUGGAGAGUGAGGUGGAGAAGAGGAGCAUGCCGGACUUUGUUAAACCUCUGGCUGAUGCGGAGGUGAUUGAAGGCAAAGAAGCGCUGCUCAAGUGCAAAGUGUCUGGUCUGCCCUACCCAACCAUCGCCUGGUACCACAACGGCAAGCGCAUCGAGAGCAGUGAGGAACGCAAGAUGAACCAGUACAGGGAUGUCCACAGUAUGCUCAUUCGGGGUGCUUGUCACGCUCAUGGCGGCGUCUACAAGGCGGUCAUCUCCAAUAAAUUGGGAAAAGCUGCCUGCUAUGCACAUCUAUACGUCACAGAUAUUGUUCCUGACCCCCCCGACGGUCCCCCAGUGAUAGAGGCUAUAACGGGAAAAACAAUAAGCCUCAGCUGGAAGAGGCCAAAGAGGCUCGACCCUUCUUCUGAUGGCGGCUCCUUGCUCUAUGUGGUGCAGCAGCAGCCUCUGGGCUCCAUCCAGUGGUCUGUUGUGGCUUCCAACCUGAGGGAGACCAGUUACACCGUCACCUCGCUGUCCAAAGGAGUCCGCUACGCUUUCAGAAUCCUCACCUCCACUGGGAAGACAUUGAGCAAACCGUCAGCCUCUACUGACCUGGUCCAGCUGCUGGACAGAGGACCCUAUUUGAGAAAAACACCAAUUAUUCUGGACAAACCGGACAUUGUUUAUGUGGUAGAGAACCAACCUGCAAGCCUCACCAUCACACUGAACCACGUGCAUGCAGUUGUCACCUGGAAAAGGAGGGGGGUGGUCUUGGUCAACAGACCGGGGAUGUACGAGAUGAGCAUGCCAGACGACGAUCAGCACACCCUGAAGCUCCAGCGAGUCCGGAGCUCAGACAUUGGGCAGCUGGUGGUCACGGCCAGCAACCAGUUCGGCAGCGACCUGUGCACACUUCAGCUGGCUAUGGCAGUGGCUCCCAAGUUUGAAAACAUCAUGGAGGAUGUGGAAGUGCACAUUGGGGAGACGUCACGAUUUGCGGUUGAAGUUGAAGGGAAACCAGACCCAGAUAUCAUGUGGUAUAAGGAUGAUGUGCUUCUCUCCGAGAGCAGCCACUUCACGUUUGUGUACGAUGACCCAGAAUAUUCCCUAGUUGCCCUAAACGCCCGCCCCGAACACUCCGGUGUUUACACCUGCACUGCAAAGAACCUGGCCGGCUCCAACUCCUGCAAAGCCGAACUCACAGUCCACACAGAGCGGAAAGAAGCAGCAGAGCCAAUGGAGGACGAGGGAACCAUUCUGAGGAAGAUGAGGCGCUUGACGGAUUACUAUGACAUCCACAAAGAGAUAGGGAGGGGUGCCUUCUCCUAUGUGAAGAGGGUGGUUCAGAAAAAGGGAAAGGAGGACUUCGCUGCCAAGAUCAUUUCUGCGGGAGGAAAGAGGAAGGCCUUGGCUCUCAGAGAAAUGCAGCUGCUGUCGGAGCUGGACAACGAGAGGAUUCUCUGCUACCACGACGCCUUCGAGAAGAAGAGCGUGGUGGUGCUCAUCACAGAGUUAUGUCACGAGGAGUUGCUGGAAAGAAUUGCCAAAAAAACAUCCGUGAAGGAACUGGAGAUCCGCUGGAGUGUGCAGCAAGUGUUGGAAGGUCUUCGUUAUCUUCACCAAAAAAGUAUCGCCCACCUUGACAUAAAGCCAGAAAACAUUUUAAUGGCCAGUCCCGGGAGUGACCAGAUCCGAAUUUGUGACUUUGGUAACGCCAUAAAACUGGAGCCUUCUGAGGAGUACUACAGCAAAUAUGGCACGCCAGAAUAUGUCGCUCCAGAGAUCGUUAACCAAACUCCUGUCUCCACGGCAACGGACAUAUGGCCCGCUGGUGUCCUCACGUACCUCUGCCUGACUGGUGUGUCUCCUUUUGCCGGUGAGAAUGAUAGAGCCACUGCCUUAAACAUCCGUAACUACAAUGUGGCGUUUGAGGAGAGCAUGUUCGCUGACCUCUGCAAAGAAGCAAAGGGAUUUGUCAUCAAGCUUUUGGUGGCAGACAGACUGAGGCCAAGUGCUGUCGAGUGCCUUCGUCAUCCUUGGUUCAAGUCAGGAAUGAAUAAAAGCAUCAACACAGCCAUGCUGAAGCAAGUUUUGUCGAGACGGAAAUGGCAGCGUUCCCUUAUCAGCUACAAAUCCAAGAUGGUGAUGCGUUCGAUCCCGGAGCUUUUGAAUGAAUCAUCCAACCACGUCUCCAUUGCUGUGGUGCGGCACUUGAAAGAAGGAACCCCUCCACCCUCCUCUUCCUCCGACUCAGAUGCAGAUGUGGAUGAGCUUCCUUUUAUACCUAUGCCGCUCUCUAUGGUCUUCUCUGGCUCCAGGGUCUCUCUCAACGAGAUCCCAGGGGACGAAGAUGCUACUGCCUGGCCUAGUGUUGCUGCUGAUGGCACGAGGAAAAAGGACAACAUGGAGACGGAAGGUACAAGAGAAGAGGUUAAAAAAAGCAUGAAAGAUGAAGAGGAAACCCCUGAUGAGGAAAAAAUUGAUCAAACUAGAAGAGAGCCCCUGAAAAAAGGACCAAGUGUGGAGAUGGACGAAUCGCAGACAAAAUCCAGGCGGGCAACCAUGAGGAGAGGCAGCUCUGCUGACUCGGCACUGCUUCUCCACAUAGACCCAGAAGAGGGAAAUGUAAAGCAGGAAUCGGAAGAAAGUAACAAGAGCCUUAAGAAGGCUGUUUCCAUGGAACUGCCCAAUCGCAGCCCGAGCCCCGGGGGGACCAAGUUAAGCCAAGAGGAUUACGCCCUGAAACUGGAACUGAUGAGGCAGCGGUUGCUCAGGGGAGGAAGCGCGGACAAGAAGAUGAGCGGCCUGCGAGGGCCCUUGUUUGAAACGCUGGGCAUGGAAGAUGAGAGGCGGACAGGGUCUCUUGAUAGGAACGUGAGGAGAUCCAGAGCGGGGCCAUCAACUCUCACCAGAGCAGCUUCUUCAGAGACUACUAUAGAGGACACGCCUAGGACUAAAGUUUUCCGUAAAAGCUCCUCCUUCACUCAGGGUGAUUCCGAGCCCAUGCCCCUGCACCGCCGCUUUGGAGCCCCCUUAGAGAUCCCCUCAGUUGGCAAUGGUAGCAUAGAAGGCAAGAAGCUACAGGAGGCAACGUCAAUGUCCGCCCUCACAGAACAAACAACGCUGGAGUCUAGAUCGGCCACGCCUACAAAAAAGACUUCCUUUAUUCUCCCAACCCCAGGAAGAAUGGACCAACAGAACAAUGUGAAAGAACGAACGGAUUUGCAAAGUAUGAAUGAGAAGAACAUGGAUGAGAUAACAGAUAAAAGGACCAAAUCCCAGUUAGAAAAGCCAGAGGAAGUAGAAUCUGAUUCCAAAUCUCCCUCUGUAAUUACUCCUAUAAUUGUGAUAGAGGAGGAUGAUGAAGAUGAAGAGAGGAAAGAAUAUCCAGAGUUGCAUAUAAAUGAAAAAGGUACAAAGGCAGAAGAAAAGAAACCAUCAUCUGCAUAUGCAAGUGUUUUUCAAGCUGUUGCAGGGCAAUCUCACUCAUCUGAAGAGGCCAAAUCCAAACAACCCGCUGCUAUAAGACCCACAGAAUUUCCGACAUUACCUGAGCACCCCGCAGUGUUCGCUAAAGUAGCAACUGCCGAUCGAUCCCCCAGUGUUAUUUCCACAUCAUCAAACCCUGAUCUCACUGCUGCGGCCCGCCAGCCUGUGCUCAGAACAGACAUCAAAGACAUCGACUCUGAGGAGGUCUUUGAAGCGAGGUUUAAGAAGCGGGAGUCCUCUUUGACCCGUGGCCUUCGGAAACUGACCAGAAAUAAAUCAGAGGAGAAAUCUCCUCUGCUAAACCGGAAGGGGGGCGAGGCUGGGGAAGAGGUUUACAGGCCGGGGCCAUGGGGGGCACCUGUUGAAAUGGUACCCAAAGGUCUUCAGGAGAAAUCCAAAUCGGUUCAAGAUUUAAGAGAAGGCGAUAGGGAAACGGGCCUCAGUUUAAUCGGGAGGUUUUCCUUGCGGGCCAAGAGGUCAUCGUCCGUUGAUAAGAAGGGUGAGAAACCAAAGGAAGAAAAGCGCCAGGACGGGCAGGAAACGGCUGUGAGCAAGAGGGUUUCAUGGGCUGUGGGUCGCAGCAAAUCCCUGGAUACAAAGACGGAUGAGAAAAAAGCUGACGAGUCUUCAGUUUCUGCUAUGAGGCGCAAGUUUGAGUCCAAAGUGGCAGGAAUCUCUGCCAAAAUAAGGACCCAAUCAGAGGAGAGGAAGGACGCUGGGGGAAGUCAGAAAGAGCUGGUCCAAAAGGAUUUGAAGAAAGUCAAUGACUCCCCAGUCCUGGCAAUGCGGCAUAGGUUCGAGAACAAAGUGGCCGGAAUCUCCUCGAAAAUCCGCAGUCAGUCUGAGGAGAGAAAAGAGGACGAGGAGGGAAAGAAGACGCCCCUGUUCACCCGCCAUCGUCAUUCCCAAUCCGAGGGGCGAGGACUCAAAGGAAUGGGCAUCCCAGAGAAUCAGCUGGCCAAACAGACCGGCUCCGCAGCAUCCAAGGAAUCAAUUGAAUCCACUUCUAGCAUGCAUUCCGAGAAAGCCUCAGAGACCGAAAGGCGAUCACGCUGGGACAGGUGGGGUCUGAGGGGAAAGAAAGACAAAACCCCCUCUCAAACUGAUCUGCCUUCCUCCGUCCCCAAAGAGGAGGGUUUGUCAAAAAGCCAGCAGUUCAGCCGCUCCGCUUCGGAUUUCGCCCCCGUGUUCCACAUCAAACUGAAGGACCACAUCUUAUUGGAGGGGGAACCUGUCACUCUUACCUGCCUGCCAGCAGGAAGUCCACCUCCAGAAAUCACAUGGACCAUAGAUCGGAAACAGCUGGUGGUGGAUGACCGGAUCAACCUGAUGUCCCACCCAGAUGGACGGCAGCUGCUUAUGAUCCCAAAGUCCAGUCGGAGGGACGCUGGAGUUUAUGAAUGUGUAGCUACCAACCCCAUAGCUACCAUCACCACCUCCUGCACACUGUGCAUAGCUUGUGUCCCAAAACGUCCAGGGACUCCUGAAGUCCCCCAGACAUACAACAACACUGCCUUGGUGCUCUGGAAGCCGGCAGACACCAAGCCUCCGUGCAGCUACACCCUGGAGAGAAAAACCGAAGGUGAUCCCAACUGGCUGACUGUAGCCACAGGAGUGCUUGACUGCUACUACAAUGUCACGGACCUGCCACCAGGGGGCGUGUUUAGGUUCCGCAUCGCCUGCAUCAACAAAGCAGGACAAGGACCAUAUAGCAACUCCUCUGCUCCAGUCAGCCUGGACUCAAAAGCUGGAGGAGCUGCGCCUGCUGUCGCUGUGAUAAAGACGGUCCCAACUGCACCUGAACCAGUCGUCUCUUCCUCUGUGACUGUGCCUCCACCCAAGUCGCUCCAGAACAGCGUUCCCAGGAUAACCUCCACCAUCCCUUCCACCUUCACCUCUCCAACAGAGACCAUCUGCCCUGCUACAUCCCAGUCUAAAACAGUGGUCACUCCCACCCCUCCGCCCUCUCUGCCUUCCAACGCUCCACUACAAUCUGAAGGCGCUCAAAAAAUAAGCUCCUCUCUACCCUCUUCACCCCCAGUGAAAGCCCCUCCACCCUUUGUUCUCCCCAAACCCCAAAGUCCAGUGAAUGUGGUGUCUCCUAUGACUCAGAGUCCACCCAUGUCCCCGCUAACAGCUCUUGUAACACCGCCAUCAACACCAACCAAACCAGCUUCUGUGCCCACAUACGCCCCCACCACCACCAUCACAGCUCGUGUGAUCCCCACUCCUGUCUCCUUUAGCCCACAAGUGCUCCAGGCUUCCAGCUUGAGUCCCUUCAGUGAGGGGGUCAGCACCCCCACCAGAGGCACCCCAUCAGGACGCACUACGCCCUCCACAUCUCUACGGCAAGGGGUCCCACAGAAACCCUACACCUUCCUGGAUGAGAAAGCCAGGGGUCGCUUCGGAGUGAUCCGAGAGUGCCGCGAGAACUCGACGGGUAAAAUCUACAUGGCGAAGAUCAUUUCCUACAACCAGGAGAACAAGCAGGACAUACUGAAGGAGUACGAGAUCCUGAAAUCCCUCCACAACGAGAAGGUCAUGGCUCUGCACGAAGCCUACGUCACGCCGCGCUACCUGGUGCUGGUGGCGGAGUACUGCACCGGCAAAGAACUGCUGUACAGCCUCAUAGACAGGUUCCGUUACUCCGAGGACGACGUGGCGGGUUACCUGGUGCAGAUCCUGCAGGGAGUGGAGUACCUCCACAACCGCCGCGUCCUCCACCUGGACUUAAAGCCUGACAACAUCAUGGUGACCAACCUCAACGUCAUCAAGAUUGUGGACUUUGGAAGCGCUCAGAGCUUCAACCCGCUCAGCCUCAAACAGCAGGAGUCAGGAGCGGGAACACUGGAGUACAUGGCUCCUGAGGUGGUGAAAGGCGAAGUGGUUGGUCCUCCUGCAGAUAUUUGGACUGUUGGAGUUGUCGUCCACAUUAUGCUGAGUGGUCGUCUGCCCUUCGAAGAUAAAGACCCUCUACAAGUGGAAUCCAAAAUCCUAGUGGCAAAGUUUGACCCAACAAAACUGCACCCAAAUGUGUCCCAAAGUGCCUCUGCUUUUCUCAAGAAGAUGUUGAGCAGCUACCCAUGGGCGCGUCCGACUACACGAGACUGCUUCACCCAGGCCUGGCUGCAGGACUCCUACCUGAUGAAGCUGAGGAGACAGACUCUCACCUUCACCUCCGGCAGACUCAAAGAGUUCCUGGUGGAGCAACAAAGCCGGCGCUCGGAGACCACCACCAAGCACAAGGUGAUGCUGCGCACCUACCAGAGCUCCCCCCAAUCCCCGGCGCCUGGGACCUCACCGCAUGUUCCCAGCCCAAAGUGAGAUGAUGGGGGGGAAACGCAGCACCACACACGAGACAAGGGUCUGUCAUAAAACCCCUCAGUGAAACAUGAAAAAUGUCAGGCUGAGGUUAAGGCAAAGAAAGCUGGAUACAUCUUAAAUAUCCAAAGAAAAGACAGGAGUCCAAGUGUUAUUUUAGGAGAAUUCAACAUUCAACGCUAAAGAGAUUCUGACUUGAUGAGUUGGUGAAGUUCAGAACCGCUCAGAAACCGGUAAUCCAGUAAAAGGACACGGGAUGUUCUUCGCUUUUCUCUCGUUGAUUGCACAAUUUCUUAGUCACAUUGUGAAUUCUGAAAGUACGGAUUUUGGUUUAGAUGGGUCUCCAGAUCAGCCUGGAAAACCCUUGUUUAUGUCACUUUUUUUAGUAGUCAACAACUCAUGUGAAUGUACCAAGCUGCUAAUUAAUUUUUGCAUUUACAUUUUAAAACUCAAAACCAAAAACAUGUUUUUUUUCUCUUGAAAUUGUUUACUUUUUCAUGUUAAUUUAUUUGCAUGUGUGUGUGCGUGUGUGCGCAAGCAUUUUUGACUUAGCAUCGAGGCAAAAAAAUCAAAAUAAGGAGUGUCUUUGUGAUUGGUGUUAAAAUUCACAAGUUGAAAAUGAACUCCUUUAGGGUGAGCUGGGAGUUUUUGGUACAGCUUCUUGUUCUGUGGUUAAAACUCAUUUUAUGAAACAAUGAAAAGCAGUCUGUAAUGUAGAUAACAUUUAACUUGGAAAAGUCAUACACUGUUGAAUUGCUGUGUUUCUCAGUAUUACCCGUGGUUGGUCAGGUUAUUUAAAUCGUGAUCACCCAGUCAGUGCCUAAAUUGGAUUAAUAUCCAAACUAUUUAUCUUGUAAAUGUUUCUCCAUUAGUACUCAUUCACAAAUGAUGAAUUAUUUCAACAAAGCAAAAAUUUGACUGCAAUAUUUGACUUUGCAACAUACACACAGUACAUGCAGUCAUUGUAAUAAUAGAACGUCUUGUGUAUUGCUCUCACAGUUUUCCUUUUUGUAUGAAUUUGGAUGGUUGAAGAUUUGUAAAUGUACCAAUUUGCGGUGUUUAUAUGUGGAAAAAAGUUGAAGGUGUUUUUAUGACAUAGUAUGUAAUAAACUAUUGAUACAAUUGGGAAUAUGAA